UCGAGAAAUUGAACAAUUAUUGCACUAAUCAACAAUGAAGACCUUAACGAUUACCACUUUUUUAUUAGUUGUCGCAUUUGCUUUCGUGGCAUCUAUCCCGGUCAACUUAAAUAAGAGCUGGAUGGAGCUGGUGCAGAAGUGCGACAACAAAGCGGAAGUUUUCGAAGUGAUGCAAAAAAUCUCCACUGGUAUUUGGCCACGCGAUUCCGCAUGGAAACAACUGCGACUGUGUCUGAACAAACGCAUGGGAUACCUGAAAGACGACGGACGAAGCGACUACACAACGAAGAACAAAUGGAACGAAAUGAAAGACGACGAAAUGUCGAAAUUUCAAUAA
This is a messenger RNA of Aethina tumida (small hive beetle), 337 nucleotides long. RefSeq lists its product as uncharacterized. The record is from RefSeq and is a predicted model, not a curated record. Gene Ontology annotation, molecular function: odorant binding. The coding region runs from base 35 to 337 and encodes 100 amino acids. The transcript is spliced from 2 exons. Lineage: Eukaryota; Metazoa; Arthropoda; Insecta; Coleoptera; Nitidulidae.